This is a messenger RNA of Leucoraja erinaceus (little skate), 1447 nucleotides long. Its product is annotated as UAP56-interacting factor-like. The transcript has 10 exons. Gene Ontology annotation, molecular function: mRNA binding. Gene Ontology annotation, biological process: mRNA export from nucleus. The coding region runs from base 91 to 1056 and encodes 321 amino acids. Lineage: Eukaryota; Metazoa; Chordata; Chondrichthyes; Rajiformes; Rajidae. The record is from RefSeq and is a predicted model, not a curated record.
GAUGGAUGGUGACGGUGAGGAGGUCUGCGCUGCGCGUCCGCACCGCCGCCGCCGCCGCUCGAGCUGUGUGUGUGUGUGUGGGCUGUGGCCAUGGUCGGCAUGGAGUGGAAUAAAGCAGCAAUGGGGGACACGGGACCUGACAAACUAGACAUGUCUCUCGAUGAUAUCAUCAAACUGAAUAAACAACAAAGUAAAGUGAAGAAACCUGCACCACAUAAAGGAAAGCAGAUACUAAGUCGACCUUCCUAUUCGACAAUGCAUCUGAAGCGGUCAAGCAGUUGGCGUGGAAUUCCACAACGAUCUGGAAAACCUGUGAACCGGCAGAUACCAGUGGGUAAGCGGAAGGUUUCUGGACAAUGGAGGAGGCGAUUUCAAGGUUUGAUCACUGGCCUGGCGGCAAGAAAGGCAAUGAUGCUGCAGAAGUACAUCAACGCACCUAACAGGUCAUCAUUAAGUCAGAAGCAGGCUGGACGGAGAACUCCACUCAUGAGAAAUACAUCAGUUUUGGGGCAGAAUGAAGGACAGCAGAGAAUCAUACCAUCACUGAAGCAUCCAUUGCACAUGAAGAGGAAUUCUAUUCAGCACAAUUUUUCCAGGAUUCCUACACAAACGCGCCAAAAUAAAGAAGCACGGCAAGCAACCUUUCUUUUCAAACGAGGCCUAAAGGUGCAUAUGCAAACUGAGCAAGGAAUGAAAGGAACAUCAAUUACGAAACAAACGAGACAGUGGCCCGUUAUUCCUGGUGCUACAAAGGUUGAGCAAAGUCGCAUUCCUAGUACCAGAAGGGGUGUUUUGACUGUGUCUAUUCAGAACCCAUCUGCCAAAAACACAGAUUCUCAGAAGUUCCAGGUCAGACACCCCCCUUUGAUUCCUUUUCCUGUAAAGAAAGAAUUGAUUGAAAGGAGAGAACCACCAAAAGGAGUGCCUCUGGAAUUUGAUAUUAACAGUGUUGGAAAACAGACUGGUAUCACCUUGAACGAGCGAUUUGCAAUUCUGAAGGAACGGAGAGUAGCGGUGCCGUCAGGCAAAGGAGAACGCUUUGUUACUGUGGGAUGAAUGAGACAACUGACAUUCGAUCUGGCAGAAUUUUUGGGAGCUUGUUCACAUGUACUAGGAAGUGAUCCGAUGUCGAAAACAGACAUCCAUGUGAACCUGGUUGAAUGUACUUUGAAGCUGAUAUUACAGUCUAAAAAGAAGAAACGGCAUUUGGAUUACGUUUUUAAAAAUAUUUGUUUUUGUCUGAGGAACAGUAGUUAAAAAUGGAAUUGAACAAACAGUUUUAAUUGUCACAUUGCAAAUACAGAUUUUUGUUCCUUUCGAGAAACGCUUCAUUCGGUAAAAAUGUAAAUCCAGCACAUUUUCCCCAAAAUUUAGUAUUUUUUGAAAACUUGUUAAAAUCUUAGUCUAAUGUUUUUUUUAAACAUUAAAGUUUACCAGUUUCCCAGUU